GGCUUUGCAAUUGGUACGAAUCAUCAAUAGAAAAAGUAUGCAGUUUCACCUGUUAUGAUUCAUGUUAGAUACACACACUUAUUUGGUUGCAUAAACUUACCUAAAUGGGUACAACAUCAGAUAAAAUAACAUGCACAUGUUUGUGUAAACACAGUGUAUCGUCCAUCUGCAUGUGUACAACAUAUAGGCCACAUAUGCAAAACAAACAGCUAGUACAACAUAAAGUUAUCACAACCAAAUAUAUACAUGAGUUUGAAUCAUAGUAAGUUACAACUGGCGUAUAGCUAUCUUGAGUCCAGUAUAUAUCUACUGUUGACUGGCCUUCUAUAAUUAUACCAAACACCAUCAACCCUACCCUGAGUGAAAUGGAUGAGUCAUUGCAGAGAUUCAUGGUAGCAACCAUCGUAGGUGCCAUCAUUGACGGAAUACUUGUCGUGGUUGCCAUAGCAUUGAUUGUGGUACUAGUCAGGGAACGAAGGAGACAGCGAAUAUUUAAACUAAAGUCAAAUGUGAUGAAUGUGGAAGCAGCUGAGAUGACUGAAUGCAACAUAACAGUGCAAGAGGCAGCUCAAAGGGACCAACGCCCACCUCAAGAGGAGCAAGAGUCAGCUCAGAAGGAUCAACGCCCACCUCAAGAGGGGCAAGAGUCAGCUCAGAAGGAUCAACGCCCACCUCAAGAGGGGCAAGAGGUUGCUCAAAGGGAUCAACGCCCACCUCAAGAGGAGCAAAAAGCAGCUCAAAAAGACCAAUGCCCACCUCAAGAGGAGCAGGAGUCAGCUACAAGGGACCAACACCCACCUCAAGAAGAGCAAGAAGCAGCUCAGAAGGACCAACGCUCACCUCAAGAGGAGCAAGAGGCAGCUACGAGGGACCAACGCCCAUCUCAAGAGGAGAGAAACCCAUUUGAGUUGCCGGACAUUCGAAAAUUGACAUACGAGAUCACAGAGUGCGAAGCAUACGGAUUCCUGUGGUCAGGUGAUCAAAGUCAGUAGUUACCCUCUUAUGCAGCUAUUCAAUAAAAUUCAUAACACACUAGCACGCGUGUCUCACACUAUUAGCCAAAAGAUAGUUAUUUCCCAUGAAAAUUGUGCAUUGCCAGCAGAGCUUAUACUUAUCUUCUUCUUAUAACAACACAUUCAUAACUGUUUAUCGAA
Molecule: messenger RNA, 1154 nt
Organism: Halichondria panicea
Lineage: Eukaryota; Metazoa; Porifera; Demospongiae; Suberitida; Halichondriidae
Product: probable serine/threonine-protein kinase irlF
Exons: 3
Coding region: 366-992 (208 amino acids)
Source: RefSeq, a predicted model, not a curated record